Messenger RNA from Penicillium taxi, 231 nucleotides. RefSeq names its product NADH:ubiquinone oxidoreductase subunit NDUFA3. The coding region runs from base 1 to 231 and encodes 76 amino acids. The record is from RefSeq and is a predicted model, not a curated record. The transcript has 2 exons. NCBI's taxonomy places the organism in Eukaryota, Fungi, Ascomycota, Eurotiomycetes, Eurotiales, Aspergillaceae.
AUGUCCUCCCCUCAAUUCUGGUCCACUCCCCUCCGUUACAUUCGCUGGGCCUCUCACGAGAAGCCUGCAAUUCUCUACUCUCUGAUUAUCGGUGGCAUGGGUCCCGUUGCGCUGUUCAGUCUGCCCCCGAUCCGCCGGGCCCUCGGCGAUGUUGAUCCGGAGCCUAUUCCCCUCACAUAUCCUAUUCCGACUGGUCCGCGGGUGAUCCCUCAGGGCUACGACGACGAGUAA